Echinops telfairi (small Madagascar hedgehog) is the source of this 2170-nucleotide messenger RNA. It is a transcript of the gene SLC24A4, whose product is annotated as solute carrier family 24 member 4. The record is from RefSeq and is a predicted model, not a curated record. Gene Ontology annotation, cellular component: membrane. Gene Ontology annotation, molecular function: calcium, potassium:sodium antiporter activity; calcium channel activity. The transcript has 16 exons. Gene Ontology annotation, biological process: sensory perception of smell; calcium ion transmembrane transport; intracellular calcium ion homeostasis. NCBI's taxonomy places the organism in Eukaryota, Metazoa, Chordata, Mammalia, Afrosoricida, Tenrecidae. Bases 355 to 2100 code for a protein of 581 amino acids.
CGAAGCCGAGCUGCCAGGUAGCGGCUCCAGCGCAGGGACUGCGCCAGCCCUGCGAACCAGGGCCGCCAGCGCCACCGCGCCGGCGUCGCCUCCUCACCCGGGAGCCAUGGUGCGCGCAGCGCGCACUCCGCGUGCAGGACUCUAAGCCCAGGCGCUGCUGUACGCUCCAUCGCCUCGCGCCCUUCCUGGCUCCCUGGGUCCAUCUCGCCUGCGGGCCAUGAGGCUUUGGCCCGAAGCCCCUCGUCUCUGAGCCCCGCGUCGCCCGCUUCAGUUCUAGUGCCACGCCGCUACUGAGGGGUCCCCGGCAGCUGCGACCUCUGUUCCCUCGCGGAGACUGCACCCAGGCGCCUCAGGAUGGCGCCCCUCGCCCCCCUCGGCCCGCGCAAAGUUCGCAGGAGGCGAGAAAUGUUGCCGCAGCAAGUUGGCUUCGUGUGUGCUGUGCUGGCCCUGGUGUGCUGUGCGUCUGGCCUCUUCGGCAGCUUGGGGCAUAAAACGGCUUCUGCUAGCAAACCCGUCCUGCCAGACUCCUGGAGAAACCGGAAGCUGAUGGCACCAGUGAAUGAGACACAGGCAGCGAAGAACUGCACACUGCCAGCGAUCAACGAGUUCCCCACAGACCUGUUCUCCAACAGGGAGCGCCAGCACGGAGCCGUCCUGCUGCACAUCCUCGGGGCUCUGUACAUGUUCUACGCCCUGGCCAUCGUGUGCGACGACUUCUUCGUGCCGUCCCUGGAGAAGAUCUGCGAGAGGCUCCAUCUGAGCGAAGAUGUGGCUGGAGCCACCUUUAUGGCUGCAGGGAGCUCGACCCCAGAGCUGUUUGCCUCGGUCAUUGGCGUGUUCAUCACCCACGGGGACGUCGGAGUUGGGACCAUCGUGGGCUCUGCCGUGUUCAACAUCCUGUGCAUAAUCGGAGUCUGCGGACUGUUUGCCGGGCAGGUGGUGCGCCUGACGUGGUGGGCCGUGUGCCGGGACUCCGUGUACUACACACUCUCCGUCAUUGUGCUGAUUGCUUUCAUCUACGACGAGGAAAUUGUAUGGUGGGAAGGCUUGGUGCUCAUCAUCUUGUAUGUGUUUUAUAUUCUGAUCAUGAAGUACAACGUGAAGAUGCAAGCCUUCUUCACGAUCAAACAAAAGACCGUUGCCAACGGCAACCCGGUCAGCAACGAGCUGGGGGAUGGUAAUGAUUACUAUGACCUUCACCAUGAUGACCCCUCUGUGCCAUUGCUGGGGCAAGUGAAGGAGAAGCCGCAGUACAGCAAGACCCCCGUGGUGAUGGUGGACGAGGUGAUGAGCUCCAGCCCGCCCAAGUUCAACUUCCCAGAGGCGGGCUUGCGCAUCAUGAUCACCAAUAAAUUUGGACCCAGGACCCGCCUACGGAUGGCCAGCAGGAUCAUAAUUAAUGAGCGGCAGAGGCUGAUCAACUCCGCCAACGGUGCGAACGGCAAGCCGCUUCAAAACGGGCGGCAUGAGAACAUGGAGAACGGGAAUGUGCCCACGGAGAACGCCGAGGGCCUGCAGCAGGACCAGGAGCAGCAGCAGCCUCCGCCACCGGAGCCGGAGCCCGAGGCUACCUUCCUGUCCCCCUUCUCCAUGCCCAAAGCAAAAGGAGCCCGAGCCAAGUGGGUCUUCACCUGGCCACUCAUUUUCCUCCUGUGUAUCACCAUUCCCAACUGCAGCAAGCCCUCCUGGGAGAAGUUCUUCAUGGUCACCUUCGUCACCGCCACGCUGUGGAUCGCUGUGUUCUCCUACCUGAUGGUGUGGCUGGUGAGCCUAGGGGACAUGGCGGUCUCCAACACCAUAGGAAGCAAUGUGUUCGACAUCCUCGUAGGGCUGGGCAUCCCGUGGGGCCUGCAGACCAUGGUUAUUAAGUACGGGUCCACGGUGAAGAUCAACAGCCGGGGACUGGUCUACUCAGUGGUUCUCCUGCUGGGCUCUGUUGCUCUCACUGUCCUGGGCAUCCACUUGAACAAAUGGAGGCUGGACCGGAAACUGGGCAUCUACGUGCUGGUUCUGUACGCCAUCUUCCUGUGCUUCUCCAUCAUGAUCGAGUUCAACGUCUUCACCUUCGUCAACUUGCCCAUGUGCCGGGAGGACGACUAAGGCUGAGCCGCCGCCCAGGGGGGCAGUCCUCUGGACCCUGUGACGCUGGCGUCCCCUCCUCUCUUCCCCC